AAUGCCAACAGCUGAUCGCGAGACGGCACACUCGCGGGAACAGCUCGAAGCAGCAGAAAGAGAGAGGCGAGGGGAAGAGAGUGAAGAGAGAGGGAUCCAGAGAGAGAAAGAGGGGGAUCUGUUGAUUCAUCGGAGUCCCUUUUUGAACAAUUUUUUUUGACUUAAAGGGAUAUAAAGGACUUUUUUUUUCGUUAAAGGGAAUUUUUUUAUACAUAAAAGCACUCUAAGUUAUUAUUACAUAUUUUUUAAACCUCUGAUUUUCUUCGCAUCCCUCCCUCGUCCUUCCCCUCUUCCUCCUCCAUUUCUUUUUUUAGAGAGGCCCGGGCUUUGCGAGGUGUCUUCCAUCGCCUUUUUUAUAUUCAUUUUUUUUAUUUUAUUAUUGUUCGAGAGCCUUCAGUCUUCCGUUUGUCCGCGAGCGCAAAAAGCACGAGGCACCCCCCCUCCUCCUCCUCCUCCUCCUCCUCCUUCUCCUCCUACUCCUCCUCCUCUUCCUCCCUACGGUGGGAGCUGUCCGGUGCUGAAGUUGCAUUUCCUCCCAUUCCUGCAAGAGGACUGGACCGGGCCAGGCAGGGACACUCAAGCAGAACAAUAACUCUUUUUGACCGGAUAAUUCGGCAGCUCGGCUCCCGCCACCACCUGAAGACAAUCGGUCCCUCUGCUCGGCGUGUUGACGGACGGACGGGAUCGCCACGCUGGCCAGGCCGUCGGCGAGGGGCUUUACAUCCGCGAGAGUGUGCGCGCGUGUGUGUGUCGCUGCGUCCGCGUGUACGUUGUGUUUGUGGGAGCGUGCGUGCUCGCGUGCGUGCCGGUGUCUCUCACCAUCAUGCCAAGGUCUUUCCUGGUGAAAAAGGUGAAACUGGAUGAUUUCUCCACCGGGGCGGAGUUGGAACACGCCUACCGGCACAGGACAGACCUCAGCCUGCGGCUGCAUGACAAAGCGGCCUACAUCAGUGACUACAUCAGUCCUGUCGUGUAUGAUGGUGAGAGCGAUGGCGGGAUCAAGGUGCCCUCUCCUGACCCCCUCUAUGACGGUAUCCACAGCGACUACGGUGCCCCCGACUCGGAGUCUCCGGACAGCCCGGGCUCGGAAAUCACAGACGGCUACAUCAACGGCGACGCCGCGGUGAGCGAGGGAUACACAGUCGACGCUUUCUUCAUCACCGACGGCCGUUCGAGAAGGAAAGCCCUCGGUAGCCCCCGGAGCGUCCAGAGGCACACCUGCAACGAGUGUGGCAAGACCUACGCCACGUCUUCCAACCUGAGCCGGCACAAACAGACGCACCGCUCGCUUGACAGCAAGCUGGCAAAGAAGUGCCCCACUUGCGGGAAGGUGUACGUGUCCAUGCCCGCCAUGGCCAUGCACCUGCUCACUCAUGACCUCAAGCACAAGUGCGACGUGUGCGGGAAGGCGUUCAGCCGGCCGUGGCUCCUGCAGGGCCACAUGCGCUCCCACACCGGCGAGAAACCAUUCGGGUGCGCCCACUGCGGGAAGGCCUUCGCGGACCGCUCGAACCUGCGCGCCCACAUGCAGACGCAUUCGGCCUUCAAGCACUUCAAAUGCAAACGCUGCAACAAGACCUUCGCGCUCAAGAGCUAUCUGAACAAGCACUACGAAUCUGCCUGCUUCAAAGGCCCCUUCUCCCCUCUCGGCCCAUUAGACGCAUGACAACCUACAAAGAGAUCAAAUGAGGGACAAAACCGCAGACACAAAUUACCAUUAUCCUUAAAGACUAAACUGCAGACGGUAUAUUUUUGGUCAGAAUGCGACCUUGCUUUCCCUCCUUCUACCUCCCUCACCUGCCCACUGCCCCCUCUUCCCCCCCCCUUUCCCUUGGAGCCUGUCCACAAUGACGAAUACGAUGAAGAUAGCACAAUUUUUCUCCUUGAGAUUUUCCCACUUAAGGAUUAAACUGAUCGACGCAUGCACUUCCUUGAAAUCACGUCACCUCCUUUUUCUCUGUCUGUUCAGGGCAGAGACACUGAUAUUACUGCAGCUUCCUCCUGGCAUCUAGAUAUAAUAUGACUACAUAUAUUUUGGAACAUUGAUGAUGAUGAUGAGAAUAAUGACAAUAGAAAACAUAUAGCUACUAGUUUUCUCCAUGCACUGAAAUGCAGUGAAAGUGUUUUUUUUUUCAUUCUGAUUCUGCUUUUUGGGGGAAUAGUAAUAAUAAGAAUAGUAAUAAUAAUGAGAAUAAUAUUAAUGCUCUGCUGCACCAAGUGACCAUAAUCUCUCCACCUUUGAGGUAAAAAAAAAAUAUUUAUGUAUUUAUUUAUUUAAGCAAUGUUUCUUUUUAUUAUUUGUUGUAUAUUUCUACUUGAUUUGACGACAACAGAUGCUGUUUAUUUGCACUUUAAGUUCUGGAUAUGUCUUUUUACCACUACAGGCCAAAGCAUAUGUCACUUUUUUUGCGUACGAUUUUUUUCUAUUAUGUUGUUUACUUUCUUUUUUUUUUAAAUUAACAUUACUGCAUGCAAAAACGAAAAAAAGAAAAAUAACAAAACCUAUGCCAACCACAUAAAAAAAAAAAAGCUUAUGAAUUUUUGCCAAAAUUCCUAUAGAUAGAACCCGAGGGCAAUAUUUUUUCUCUUGGAGCCUCCAUAGGACUCGUAAAAGCAAUAAUCACCUAAUGCAUGGAAUUUUAUGAUGAAGUUAUGAAGUAUUACCUACUACUGUAUAGCAGUUUGAAGAAUCAGGUAUGUUUUACUUCACCUAUAGUCAUAAACUGAAAAAUACUAACAUUGCAGACAUCAGGGAUCAUGCCAAUGUAGUGUUAGAGUGACGAAAAGAAAAGUCCCGUUUUUCCUUUCUUGUUAUGCACUGCCUGCCUCUUAGUGAGUAGAACUAAUGUAGGAUUUAGGCUUUGAGAGGCUGGGAUCAGCUGUCUGCUGGGUGUGGGGCCUAUUGUAGGAUAACUGCUGUGCGAUUGUGACAUCCCUAGCAACUUUCUGCAUCAUCCUGUCAACGGAUGGACAUCAUGGAAAAGUACAUUUAUUUCAGUAAUUUGAUUCAGAAAGGGAAACGUUAAAUGAUAGGGAUUUGCUACACACUGGGUGAUAUGUUUCAAGCAUCCAUUUCUGUUAAUGUGCUGAGCUCAUGAAAAGUCAAAGUAUUGUUUCUCGGAAGCCUACACAGAUAAGACUGCUGACUUAAAGAAGACAGUCUUGACAUUGUCCGGAAAAAGUUUAAGUGACUGAAAGUCAUUGCUUAAAGAGUAUGCUGUUCACAAAGUGCUUAAUCCAAGGCAUGGUGAUGGGAAGUUAAGUGGAAGGAAAAAGUGCGGUAGAAAAGUAAAGCCCAAGCAACAGGGUGAUGUAUAACUUUUAAAGAAUUGUUACACAAAUUCCCUUCAUGAGUGUCAUAGAGUUUCGCAGAGUGUGAACUAUGAGUACAGUUUUUGUAUCAAGAGAUAUUUCACUCUCCAGUUUCUGUAGGCAGUCACUCCCAUCACUGUGUAGGUCACAGCACAAUAUUUCUGUAUUCAAAUGCUUUUUUUUAAUUGCUGCUAUGCAAUAGUAACAUUGACAUUUUCUGGAAAUAACAAUUUUGGAUUUUCAUUAGCUGUAAAUUGACCAAAAACAGCCAAAUUAUAUGAAUCAGCUUCUCUUUUUUUUAGCCCAAAUUACUGAAAUAAAUCAACUUUUUUGCAAUAGUCUAAUUUACUGAGGCGGACUUAUUACAUUUUGCUGUGAUAUUCAGCGGGAAUCACACUGAGAUUUUGCCAUAAAAUCUGCACAAACCCAAGCUGGGAGGCAACACGCAGCUCUCAGCAUGCCUUAUUGGAAAAACCAAGGCAAAGUUUGGUGCAUUGCUGAAGCUAGACUGAGGUCAACUCUGACUCCAAUGCAUUAUUCAGCCAUCUCCCCCUGAGCGCUUCCACAACAUUAACUGUGCAUUCUUCAACAACAGACACAGGCUGCACUUUGACCGGCCAGUCUGGUUACAGUUCACAGUUUCAUGCUGCAGCUGCUGCAUGGAACGGAGUCUGCAUUGUUCUGCAGCAGGCCCCCCCCACCCACCCCCACCGGGCCGCCCCGUAGGCUCACUUCAUGAGUGAUAUACCUGCAGACAAGUUAACUUGAAUCAGCUCUGACCCCAUAAAUCAUUUAGUUUCUAAUGUAGGUGGUCAACAGCAGUGAUGCUGAACCCAGAUCUCUGCAGCUCAGAAAGGUUUUUUUAUUUUUUAUUUUUCCUUCAGAUUCAUGGAGCUUCCCAUGAGACAGACUGAGCACAGACGUGCAUUUUUAGAUCGUACUUAUGUGAAUCCGUGACACUAUACAGUUUGUGCAUAUUGCAAGCUUGAGCAGAAACAUUCAGAAAUGAGUUAACAAGUGCAUCCAUAUGCAUGCAAGCACACAGUGCCUGAUUAUAAGCCAUUUGGAAUAACAAAUCCGUCUGCAGCUACGUUUAGCUAUGUGGAUUGCUGAGCCUUGAUAAUUACACUGCUUCCUGAGGACUGAUGCUGUUUGGAGAUGUUUUUGACAGAGGGCGUCUUAAAGAUUACACAGACUAAGCUUAGUUUUCUUAACUUGUUACAAGAGUGAAAGAAGAAAAACCUCGCAUAAAUUUUGAUGCGUCUGCAAUGAUGUUCUGAAGGCACAAAGCCUAAAUCAGAAGUGUCAGAAGUGCGAGAAGAUAACAUCUCACACUUCUGACUUCUUUAUCUUCUACAAUAACGGCUGAAAAAAAAGUGUUGAUGAGAUCUUGGUGAAAGAUACAUUUUUUUUAUUAUUAUUAAUUUUUGCAAAAUAAGAAUGUGAACCAGCCAGUCGUGGUCUUGAUCUGGACUUCAGUCAUCUAAAAUUGAUCAAAUCAUUGAUCGUAGAUCACCAUCUUUUUGAGGCCCUUUUUGCUUUUCAGUUUGUAAUUUAGAACAGCUUUUAUGUACAAUACAGACAACCUUUUAAUUUUUGCUUCAGCAUCGCAGAUGAUUAAAAUGUUUUUAUAGCAAAAUUUGUACAAACAAAACAAAACAAAAAAUGCAGCCUUUAUAUUUCUUAGUUUAACUCAAAGGUCUAGCGAUGUAAUAAUCAGGACUUCUAACAGCCAUAGCAACCGAGUACAUGUGAUGAUGCUCAGACUCCGUUUCCCGUCUUAAUGUCUCAAAGUGUUGGUUGAUAGACUUUGCACUCUAUUCUGUCUUCUGGGUGUUUGGCUGAAACUCUGGUGAGGCUUUUCAGUGGUUUUAAAGCAGAAGGAAUACUUUAUGAAGUCUGUCUGCUUGAGUCUGUCUCCUGGUGAGCUCCUGAUCUGGCCUCUUUAAGUACUUCCAUUGUAGUCAUCUCCACCUUUAAAGAAAGUAGCACAAUGAAACUAACUAGAAAUCAGGUAGAGAAGAAUUAUAUAAAAAAAUAAAAACUUGUACUAGCUUGACCUCUCUUCUUCUUCUUCUUCUUCUUUUGUAUUUCCAAGUUAAAGAAUGAUGAUAGCCUAAAUAAUCAUUUAUUGCAGGAGGGGUUUGUAAAGAAUCCUUUGGAUUGAGACGUUUUUAUGCUGUAUAGCGAUAUCUGACUUACCUUAACGCAGGAGGGCUGGAUCUCUGUUCCAGAGUGAGAAUCUCCUGUGAGUUUUCUUUUUUUUUUUUUGUUUUGUUAAGUUUUUUUGAGCCAGUAUUCAGACAAUGUAAGCACAAUGAUCACAAAGCAUUUUGUGGCACUUCAUAAUAAAGAAUAAUCUUAAUCAACCAAGGA
Molecule: messenger RNA, 5688 nt
Organism: Poecilia reticulata (guppy)
Lineage: Eukaryota; Metazoa; Chordata; Actinopteri; Cyprinodontiformes; Poeciliidae
Product: transcriptional repressor scratch 1-like
Biological process (GO): regulation of DNA-templated transcription
Molecular function (GO): RNA polymerase II cis-regulatory region sequence-specific DNA binding; DNA-binding transcription factor activity, RNA polymerase II-specific
Source: RefSeq, a predicted model, not a curated record